Molecule: messenger RNA, 2739 nt
Organism: Moesziomyces aphidis
Lineage: Eukaryota; Fungi; Basidiomycota; Ustilaginomycetes; Ustilaginales; Ustilaginaceae
Source: the annotation of a GenBank genome assembly
AUGUCGGCCGAAGCUUCUGCCGCGCAGGAGGCGCAGAUCAAGCAGGAGGAGACUGUUCAGUCAGGUUCCUCCGCAUCGGUCGAGCCGCAGAGUGCUGCUCAGCCGCAAGCAGAUGACCACCAAGCAGUGAAAGCGGAACAAGAUGCCGAUGCUGAAGCUGACGAUGAUGCUGAAGCUGAUGGCGAUGCUGAAGCCGACGCUGAUGCACCAACGACACCGGCGGAGGACGCAGACGCAACCGCAACCGCUGAUGACGUCAAGGUGGAACCGAAAGCAGAGGAAGCCGAACAGCCUGCACAAGAAGAUGCUGCUGCAGUAAAAGCUCAAAGCGAACCAAAAAGCACGACAGAGCCACCAGCGGCACAGCAGCAGCCUGCCGCUGCCGAGCAAGAGCCCAUCGCGGCCUUCACUUCUGGAUCGGGACAGCCCCUGCAGCCUCACAAGUACAUGUCGGUGGAGCAACGCAGGCAGCUGUUCGAAGAGCGCAUCCGUCUCGAACCGCGCGAUGGCGAAGCCUGGCUGGCACUCAUCGAGGAGGCCGUCUCACGCCAGGACAUGGAGGCUACACGCUCCCUCUACGACCGCUUUUUCAAAGUGUACCCGCACCAGAGCCGCCAGUGGCUCGCCUACCUCGAACUCGAGCUCGCCCACAGCAACUUUGCGCAAGUUGAGGCGAUCUUUGCGCGCUGCCUGCGCACCACCCCAUCCGUGGACCUGUGGAAGUUCUAUCUCUCUUACACGCGCCGUGUCAACCCACUCCCGCCAUCCACGGGCAUGGAGGAUGACGGGCCAAGAGAGCAGGCACGACGCGUGCUCGAGGGCGCCUACGAGUUCGCGCUGCGCUUCAUCGGCAACGACAAGGAAGCCGGCCCGAUCUGGACCGACUACAUCGCGCUUAUCAAGGAGCGAGAGGCGCGCGGCGGCUGGAAGGAGGGCCAGAAGAUGGACGACCUGCGCCGCGUGUAUCAGCGUGCGGUCAGUGUGCCGCUCUCCAACAUCGAGGCCAUCUGGAAGGACUACGACGCAUACGAAAACGGGCUGAACAAGCUCACUGCCAAAAAGUUCCUCGCGGAGCGCUCGCCGGCGUACAUGACCGCACGUCGUGUGCUCAGGGACCUCAAGGCAUACACAGACCACCUUGCCAAGCCGUUGCUGCCGCGCGUGCCCGUGUGGACCACCUCGGCGCUGCCGGGCGACUCGAGCGAAGACGCCGAGCAAUGGCAGCGCGAAAGGCAGCAGGUGGAGGCAUGGACUGCGUAUCUGCAGUGGGAGGAGUCCAAUCCACUCGUGCUGGACGACCAAGCCACGAUGCAGGCACGUGUGCUGACUGCCUACCGCAAGGCGACCAUGUAUCUGCGCUUCUUCCCAGAGGUGUGGUACCAGGCGUCGCGCUUCCUCGCCUCCACGGGCCGGCUGGACGAAGCAGCGACGUGGCUCAAGAACGGCAUGGAGGCAUGCACGGGCAGCUUCCUGCUCCACUUUGCCUACGUCGAGCUUGCCGAGGCGCGCAAGUCGACCGGCGACUGUGCAGGCGUGUUUGACGGGCUGAUCGACAGCGUGCACGCCAAGAUCGACGCGCGCCAUGCGCGGUUGCAGCGCGACCUCAAGCAGCUCGAUGCCGAGGCUGAGGCGGCUCGGGCGCAGGCGCGCGCGAAUGACGACGGCGAAGCCGAUGUGGAUGGCGAGGAGCGCGAGCGCGAGCGCAAGAGUGCCGAGCAGCUGCAGGCUCGCAAGCAGGCACUGCAGGAGCUGGCCAAGCCCGAGAUCGAGGCGCUCAGGGAAGCGAGUGCGCUCGUGUGGAUCAAGUACAUGCACUUCCUGCGCCGCACCGAGGGCAUCCGACCUGCGCGUCUCGUGUUCGGCCGCGCGCGCAAGAGCCCGCACGUCACAUGGCAGAUCUUUGAGGCGAGUGCGCUGAUGGAGUACCACUGCUCCAAGGACCCCGUCGUAGCCACCAAGGUGUUUGAACUUGCGCUCAAGACAUUUGGUCACGACGGCGCAUUUGUGGUUCGCUACCUCGACUUUUUGAUCACCAUCAACGACGACAGCAAUGCGCGCGCGCUGUUCGAGCGCGUCAUUGGUACCUUCACGCCCGAGCGCGCGCGUCCGAUCUGGGAGCGCUGGUCUCGAUACGAGUACAACUUUGGCGACACGGUCGCCAUCCAAAAACUCGAGACGAGGCUGGCAGAGACGUAUCCCGACGAGGCUGCGAUCCGUCGCUUUGUCGCACGCAACUCUUACAUGGAUCUUGACCUGGUUGGCCCCCGCGAUUUGGGUAUGCGUGCUGCGGUCCUUGGAGCCAGUGCUGCAGAUCGCGCGGUGGAGGCUGCCAGAGAGGGCGCCGAGGACGACGGCCCGAGGAGAAGGACGAUGCAGGAGAUGAAGCGGCUGGCAGCCGAGAGCAAUCCGGACGACACGACCGGCAGCUGGUCGCGACCUGGCGCCGGUCCGCCUGCUAAGAAGUUCAAGCGCGAUUCGGCGUCGCCUGCGCCUUAUGGUGGAUUUGCGCCCGCAGGUGCUGCUCAAGGUGGACCGAUCAGGGACGCGUACAACGAGUUCCCCGAGGGCGUACUCGUAUUCCUGGAGAUGCUUCCCAGCGCGCGCUUCUUUGACGGACCCGUGUUCAAGCCCGACGAUAUCAUCGAGUGCUUACACAGCGCCAACCUGCCCGCUCCGUCCGGUGUACCCAUGGGUCCGUCGGGAAGGAGGCCUGCCACGCGUGGUCGCUUCAUGCGCUGA